Messenger RNA from Bombina bombina (fire-bellied toad), 3328 nucleotides. RefSeq names its product HAUS augmin like complex subunit 6 (gene HAUS6). The transcript is spliced from 18 exons. Gene Ontology annotation, biological process: spindle assembly. Gene Ontology annotation, cellular component: HAUS complex; mitotic spindle microtubule. Gene Ontology annotation, molecular function: microtubule binding. Bases 376 to 3252 code for a protein of 958 amino acids. The record is from RefSeq and is a predicted model, not a curated record. NCBI's taxonomy places the organism in Eukaryota, Metazoa, Chordata, Amphibia, Anura, Bombinatoridae.
CACACCCCGCUUUUGUUAUUGGCUGAUAAUACAAGACACUUCCUUUUCUAAUACGGCGAACGAGUGCACUCUGUUGUGAUUGGAUAGGGUAAAACCACUAGUUUUUGGCGGGUUGGGAAGAAGAAAAAAAGAUGUCUGCCUCCGGUGUUGUAUACAUCGCAGUUAGUUUACGAAUGGAAAAAUACCAGGAAAUGGAUAUCCAAAUCGGAGAGUAAAGCCUUAGAGGAGCGGAUUAAAGCUGCAUAUGAGCAAAGGAAACCGAUCAUAAAGGUUCUAUAAUACUGCUGGGAUCGCUCACCUGACCUGAAGAGAGAGUGUGGUAACUUAGGGUAUUGGACUGGUGCCAUUUUGUUGUGUGUAUAUACUGCAUGCAGGAUGCAAAGCGGACCUCGACCCCAGCCUACCUGGCAAAAGGAGCACUUAUGGAUGGCACUCCAGGGUCUUGGCUUUGAUCCUGGGUCAGAGGCAGCUGCUACUGGUAAAGCCUUAACUCAUGUCACCACUGGAGUGAACAUGUUUGACAAGCCAAAUAAGGAUGCAUUUUACAUGGUUUUUCACUUUCUAUUUGCUGAGCUGGAUAGUGCAAGAUGCAAGGAGGUUUUCAGAUUUUGUUGGCCUCCGUACAACAAGAAGCAAGAUGCUGAGUUCAGGAAAGCAUGCUGCGAUUGGCUGCGAAAGAUUUCUGAUGAGGUUGGGAAUGGUUUUCCCCAAGUGGUGGCUUCCAUAUUUCUUUCUCCUGGCGGACCCAAGUUUGUGCAACUUUUGUACCACUUUACUAAAUAUGUUCUUUUACAUCAUAUUAAAAGAGAUGUUGACGGUGCAAAUGCAUUCAUCCCAGACGCACUGCAGAUAAAGCAUAAAGAUCCUCAAAAAGCUUUAGCAAGAAAUAAUGUGGCGCGUCAACGGUACUUACAAGUGUUGCAAAGAGAAAACUUGGUGAUCAGCAAAUACCAGGAAAAAGCACAGUUGCUGACAAAACAAAUUAGGGACUUGCGAUCUGAAUAUAUCAUGUUGCAGAAUCAACUUAAAGCCAUGAAAACUGUAGACAUAAACCACAGUAAGACGAAUGAGACAGUCAAAGAGAUACGACGCAUGUGGAACAUAAUUAUGCAAACCCUGAAAAUGAUUGAAAAAGAAAUAGAUGUUGUGGAAUCUGUGGUGAAAGGAAAUGUUGACCAGUAUUGUAUUGAUGGGACAAAUGUUACCUUGAAUAUUCCAGGUCUACUGGUUUCCAAGAUCGAGAGUGAAAUGCACAGGUUACAAAUGGAGAAUGUAUAUGAAGCUGGGAAGAUAAAUCUUGUAACAGUUGUUCAGCUUCUCAAUGAAGCUCUCAAAAUGGUGAGACAAGAACGUUGUGAAUCUGAUAGCAAAGAACUAAAACUAGACUUUUCGUAUCUGAACGGCAAAACAAAGUAUGAAACAGAAUUGUUAACAAGAUUGAGACUUAUGAGGCAUAAAAUUAGGAGGGAAGAUCUUGUGUCUAUUAACAAAUCAAUUGCAGAUAAACAGACAGAGUGGGAGAAAAAAUGGGAAAUACACCUUGGGAAGCCUCCUUUCUGUCUUUUUCAGGGUCUUAACCAAGCUCUUGAGCUCAAUACUCUGGAAGCGACUUCUUCCUUUGACCCUGCUUCGCAAGAGAUAUUGAGUAGAAAUAUGUUCUCCCAGUACCCACCAUCUCUUCCAGCUUUGGCCACUACAAAAGAAAUACACUCCAAAGACUUGGACCUAGAUUAUAGUGGAUCUUUAUUGAGAAGUCUAAUGGAUUCCUCCGUUUUGUCUUCAAGUUUAAGGAAUUCAUCAAAUGCAGCAAGCAAAACACCUUUAAAACGAAGAAUGUCCCUAAAUGAAAAGGAAUUAAGGACUCCAAUUCAGUAUAUAAGAGAUAGAAAUGUUCUACAAAGGACUUUAAGUCCCACUUCUGUGCAGAAGAGGAGAUCUGCUGAAAUCUGGAAAACUGAAAGUAAAGUGCUUCCUCACACACCAACACCACGUAAACAAGAUGAUCCUGUAAGCAUGGCACGGCAGCAACUUGUUCAACAAGUUGCGGAUUACAUCGAUUGUGGCACACCUCGUUCUAAUGGAGGGAGAGGUAUGGAACUUGAUGACUUAAUUGGCAUGUUGUCCUCUGAUCCUUUCUUAUCAAGGAAAGAAAUCCCACGAACUCCAGAAAAUUUGAUUUCAGAUAUUAGGACAUCAUGGCGCAAAGCUAUUCAGACAGACGAAACUCCCCAUACAUCCAUUCCUUUGGAAACACCUCGGUUGGAAUCGCCUGUAGAACUGGAGCCUGCUUAUUGUAGUCAGAUAGACAUGAGCAUGGCCUGCUUUAUGUCUACCUCUUGUAUUUCUGAUGCUAAUGACUCAUUGGAAAUGAGAAGAUCUAGCACAGGUAGACAAAUUUUCGGUCAACCAUUAACCUUACGUCAGAGUGCAAAUGAUGCGCCUAGUGAGAAUCUUUUGGGGCAAGGCGAUACAUUUGUUAUGGAGGAGGAAAGGGAGAUGUGUAAACUUGUACCAUCAUUAAUAGAUACAAAUAGAACUUUUGCUUUAGAUAAGCAGUCAGAGUGUAGCUUAUUGGACAGUACUUCUCUCUCUGCACAGAAGCAGGAAAAUCCUUCAGCACAUACAACUCUAUCAUGGGAUUCCUCAAAUAUGUUUGAGCACAACCAUAGUUAUGAUAGCCAUGACGUGAUUCAGUUUGGCAUACUGCACGAAACUCUUCCAGAGGGAGCGGGCAACUUGAGCCUCAACAGCACAAAAAGUAUAGAUGCUGAUGAAAGUAUGGAGAAUGUCAUCGUAGACUCUGGUCACCUCUUAAAGAAAACGGAGUGUGGCUUGGAGACUAUAGAACGUAAAAUAGACUUAGAGACUAUACGCAGCAGAUAUGAGGCACUUAAAAAACAUUUAACUUUUUGUGAGAAUGAUUCUCUGCAUUCCCGUAAGAGAUUCUCUAAGCCUAAAUCAGAGUCAAGUCUUCCACAUGAAGUAUGCAAUAUGUUUAGCCCUUUGGAAAAAGGUUUAGCAUUGGACUUGGAUAAUGUGAAGACUACUUCAGCGAAAGAAAGAAAGCUGUCUCUCCCGCAACUCAUAGUUUUUUCUCCCUCUGAAGACCUCCCUGAAAAGCAAGCGAACAUUACAGAUGCUUAUGAAUUUCAAGGCUCUGGAAAACUGAAUAAGACUUUUGAUUUUAAAAGGGAAGCCUCCGAACCACCGAAAAAUACAGAUGAAGUGCUAGGACAGAUUAUAAAGUUUUAAUAUUGUGAAACUGGGAGUUUCUGUACAGUUUGUGAAGCCUGUGUUUGUAAAUAAAUCAAAAACUAUUUCUAAUUAA